Messenger RNA from Hipposideros armiger (great roundleaf bat), 2200 nucleotides. It is a transcript of the gene FOXF2, whose product is annotated as forkhead box F2. The transcript has 2 exons. Gene Ontology annotation, cellular component: nucleus. The coding region runs from base 93 to 1454 and encodes 453 amino acids. Gene Ontology annotation, biological process: regulation of transcription by RNA polymerase II; animal organ morphogenesis. Lineage: Eukaryota; Metazoa; Chordata; Mammalia; Chiroptera; Hipposideridae. Gene Ontology annotation, molecular function: RNA polymerase II cis-regulatory region sequence-specific DNA binding; DNA-binding transcription factor activity, RNA polymerase II-specific. The record is from RefSeq and is a predicted model, not a curated record.
UCGGGCUAGGGCGCUCGGCCGGCUUCUGGGCCGACCCGGUUCCGGCGCCUCCGCUGCCGGCCGCGCGGCCCAGCCUCGCUCCGGGAUCUCAAAUGACCUCCGAGGGCGGGCCGCCGCCGCCCCCGCCUCGCCCGCCGCCGGCCCCGCUCCGCCGCGCGUGCAGCCCGGCCCCCGGCGCGCUCCAGGCCGCCCUGAUGAGCCCGCCGUCCGCCGCCGCCGCCGGCCUGGAGCCCGCCUCGUCGUCGUCGUCGUCGUCCGCCUCCUGUGCCUCCUCGGCUUCCUCGUCGUCCUCCUCCUCCUCCAACCCCGCCAGCGCCUCCUCCGCCGCGGGCAAGAGCGCAGGCGGCGGCGGCGCGGGCGCCAAGAAGGCGAGCUCGGGGCUGCGGCGGCCGGAGAAGCCGCCUUACUCGUACAUCGCGCUCAUCGUCAUGGCCAUCCAGAGCUCGCCCAGCAAGCGCCUGACGCUCAGCGAGAUCUACCAGUUCCUGCAGGCGCGCUUCCCCUUCUUCCGCGGUGCCUACCAGGGCUGGAAGAACUCCGUGCGCCACAACCUCUCGCUCAAUGAGUGCUUCAUCAAGCUGCCCAAGGGCCUCGGGCGGCCGGGCAAGGGCCACUACUGGACCAUAGACCCGGCCAGCGAGUUCAUGUUCGAGGAAGGCUCGUUCCGCCGCCGGCCUCGCGGCUUCAGGCGGAAGUGCCAGGCGCUCAAACCCAUGUACCACCGCGUAGUGAGUGGCUUGGGCUUCGGGGCCUCGUUGCUGCCCCAGGGUUUCGACUUCCAGGCGCCCCCGUCGGCGCCGCUCGGCUGCCACGGGCAGGGCGGCUACGGCGGCCUUGACAUGAUGCCGGCGGGCUACGACGCCGGCGCAGGCGCCCCGGGCCACGCGCACCCACACCACCACCACCACCACCACCACCACCACGUCCCGCACAUGUCGCCCAACCCGGGCUCCACCUACAUGGCCAGCUGCCCCGUGCCCGCCGGGCCUGGGGGUGUAGGCGCGGGCGGCGGCGGCGGCGGCGGCGGCGGCGGGGACUACGGUCCGGACAGCAGCAGCAGCCCCGUGCCUUCGUCCCCUGCCAUGGCGAGCGCCAUCGAGUGCCACUCGCCCUACACGAGUCCCGGGGCGCACUGGAGCUCGCCCGGCGCCUCGCCUUACCUCAAGCAGCCGCCCGCCCUGACGCCGAGCAGCAACGCCGCGGCCUCCACCGGCCUGCACUCCAGCAUGUCCUCCUACUCGCUGGAGCAGACCUACCUGCACCAGAACGCCCGCGAGGACCUCUCAGUGGGACUGCCUCGAUACCAGCAUCACUCUACCCCAGUGUGUGACAGAAAAGAUUUCGUCCUCAACUUUAAUGGCAUUUCUUCUUUUCAUCCCUCUGCUAGCGGGCCAUAUUAUCACCAUCACCACCAUCAGAGCGUCUGUCAGGAUAUUAAGCCCUGCGUCAUGUGAAUGCAGGGAGGGAGGAGGCCAUGCCAAGGCCGCUCUCUCCUUUGAGGGGGAAGAUGAACUGAGGUGGACUCACAUAAUGUGCACCCCAAUCGCAAUAAGUAGCACCCCAGUCACUUAGAAUCCCCAGGCCAGCAUUGUUCACUGACAGUUGUCUACCACUGGUAGAAGGACAAGCCCUGGCAUGGUAAUGCCCUAAGUAUGUGCAGGCUCCAAUCAGAGGGAGAGCUAACUGAGAACUCAACUUCUUAGCAGAAAUGGUACAAAGUUACCACAUGAAAAACAUAAACAUGUAACUCUGGGAUCUUCAUUGCCUUCAGUAAUCAGGGUCUGAAAAACGCAGACAAGUUGUGUGUGUGUUUUUCUUUAUCUAUGAAAAUUUGUGUGCUUUUCAAAAAGGCAGUGCUAAACACAAAAUUUCAAGAAAGCCUCAUCUUGUUGCCUAGUGAAGGAGAGAGUUGUUUUACCAAACAUUACGUUUGGAUACAGGUGCCAAAGAACAUUAUUAAGAAAGUAUUUAGAAACAAUGUGUCUAGUUUAAGAAAGUGGUUUUCAGUAUUGUGACAAUACAACGUUUCUUACAAGGUUGUUUUCUACCACCAUAUUUUAAAGAUAUUUUUAUGAUCUCAUGUAUACUCACACUUUGCUUGUAUUUUAAAAGGAGGAUAUAUUUGCACUUAUGUAUACUUUUACAGUUUGCCAAACGAUUUUGAUGUAAAAUUUUUUCAAUAAAAUGUAUAUAACAAAUA